AUGGGUUUAGAUGAUCGCCUUUUGAAGGCGGUCGCAGACCUUGGUUGGAUGCAGCCCACAUUAAUCCAGGAGAAGGCUAUUCCUUUGGCACUGGAAGGAAAAGACCUUUUGGCACGUGCUCGAACUGGAUCUGGAAAAACUGCUGCAUAUGCCAUACCUGUCAUACAACGCCUUUUAGACUCCAAACAGAGUGUUCGGGAGCAGGACAUAAGAGCCCUGAUCCUUGUGCCGACAAAGGAGCUGGGUCAGCAGGUUCAGACCAUGAUCCGACAGUUGACUGCUUACUGCUCUAGAGAUGUUCGAGUGGCGGAUAUCUCUGGCUCCACUGACCUGUCCACACAGAGGCCUAUACUGAUGGAGAAACCUGAUGUUGUGAUGAUGGUUGUGGAUGAAGCGGACCUGCUCUUUUCGUUUGGAUUUGAAUCUGAUCUGAAAAAUUUACUUUGCCAUUUGCCAAAGAUCUACCAGUCGUUUCUGAUGUCUGCCACAUUUACUGAGGAUGUGCAGGCCUUAAAGGAGCUGCUGUUGCAUAACCCGGUCAUCCUGAAGCUGCAAGGCUCUCAACUCCCAGAUAGCAGCCAGCUGCAGCAGUACAGUAUCAAAUGUGAGGAAGAGGACAAAUUCCUGCUCAUCUACACUCUCCUGAAGCUUCGAUUAGUUCAAGGCAAGACCCUUCUGUUCGUGGGAGAAGUGGACCGAUGCUACAGAGUCAAACUGUUUCUCGAACAGUUUGGAAUUCCUGCGUGUGUGUUGAACUCUGAGUUACCUGUGCAGUCCAGGUGCCACAUUAUCACACAGUUUAAUCAGGGCUUUUAUGAUUACAUCAUUGCCACUGAUGAAGAGAGUUUGGCAGAGCCCAGUAAGGCAUCUCAAGUGACAAAAACCAAAGGAAAGAAGUCCUCUGAGAAAGGGUCAAAAAACAAAGACAAAGAAUAUGGAGUGUCCAGAGGAGUCGACUUCCAAAACAUUGCAAAUGUGAUCAACUUUGACUUUCCAGCCACAGCAGACUCCUACAUUCAUCGAGUAGGAAGAACGGCUCGAGCAGACAAUCCCGGAACUGCUCUCUCGUUUAUUUCUCACAUGGAGAUGCCGAGGCUAAAAGAAGUUGAAGAGGUUUUAAAAGGAGGCAAUGGAGAUUGUGUUUUGAAACCAUAUGAAUUUAAGAUGGAAGAAAUUGAAAACUUUCGCUACAGAUGUCGGGAUGCCAUGCGCUCGGUGACAAAGCAAGCUGUGAAGGAGGCCAGACUUAAAGAGAUUAAACAAGAACUGCUUAACUCUGAAAAAUUAAAGACUUACUUUGAAGACAACCCGAGAGACCUGCAGCUGCUUCGACACGACAAGGACCUCCAUCCUGCUGUCGUCCAACCACACAUGAAAAAUGUACCGGAUUAUCUCAUUCCUGAAACUUUGAAAGCUGUAGUCAAUCCAUUGUCAGGAAGGAAAAGGAAGAGAAUGAAACCCAGGACAGAUGGUCUUCUCAAAGCAAGUUUUAAAAAAAGCAUUCGAGGGAAAAACCCACUGAAGACUUUUCGCUUUUCUGGAGGACAGAAAAAGAGCAAAAAGUCCAAGUGA
Molecule: messenger RNA, 1572 nt
Organism: Knipowitschia caucasica
Lineage: Eukaryota; Metazoa; Chordata; Actinopteri; Gobiiformes; Gobiidae
Source: the annotation of a GenBank genome assembly